This is a messenger RNA of Sphenostylis stenocarpa, 4455 nucleotides long. The record is from the annotation of a GenBank genome assembly. NCBI's taxonomy places the organism in Eukaryota, Viridiplantae, Streptophyta, Magnoliopsida, Fabales, Fabaceae.
AUGCGCGGGAAGUAUCACUUGAGACAGUUACAUAACAGCAACUUUCAACUUCAACUACCCACCAAUUCUCCCAAACUCCAUUUGAAAGAGAAAGACCCACACAUUGUGAAAUGCACCAAAGCCAUCUCUACCCACAUGCGGAAUGGCCACUGCGACUUGGCUCUCCGUGUCUUCGACACCAUGCAGCUUCGAAACUCCGUCUCCUACAACGCCUUGAGGAACGCAGAGUUCUCCCUUGCAAGGGACCUGUUUGACAGAAUGCCCCAGAAAGACUUGUUUUCCUGGAAUCUAAUGCUUACUGGCUAUGCCAGGAACCGCAGACUCUAUGAUUCCCGCGUGCUAAUUGAUUCAAUGCCCGAAAAGGAUAUUGUUUCCUGGAAUGCCAUGCUGUCCGGGUAUGUCCGGAGUGGUCACGUUGAUGAGGCAAGGGAAGUUUUUGAUAGGAUGCCUCACAAGAAUUCCAUCUCCCGGAAUGGGUUGCUUGCAGCAUACGUUCGGAGUGGGAGACUCGAGGAGGCUAGUCACUUGUUUGAGUCCAAGUCAGACUGGGAGUUUAUUUCAUGGAAUUGUUUGAUGGGUGGGUAUGUGAAGAGAAACAUGUCAGGUGAUGCCAGCCUGCUUUUUGAUCAAAUGCCUAUUAGGGAUGUAGUUUCCUGGAAUACCAUGAUUUCAGGUUAUGCACAGGAUGGAGAUUUGUCACAGGCUAGGAGAUUGUUUGAAGAGUCUCCAGUAAGGGAUGUUUUCACGUGGACAACAAUGGUUUAUGCAUAUGUGCAGAAUGGAAUGUUGGAGGAAGCGAGGAGAGUUUUUGAUGAAAUACCACAGAAAAGAGAGAUGCUGUACAAUGCAAUGAUUGCCGGUUAUGUGCAAUACAAGAGAAUGGACAUGGCAAGGAAGUUGUUUGAGGCAAUGCCUUUCCCAAAUAUAGGUUCAUGGAAUAUCAUGAUAAACGGUUAUUGUCGGGAGGGUGAUGUAGCACAAGCUAGGAAUUUGUUUGAUAGGAUGUCUCGGCAUGAUUCUGUAUCUUGGGCAGCUAUUAUUACUGGUUAUGCUCAUAAUGGUCACUAUGAAGAAGCAAUGAACAUGCUUGUGGAGAUGAAACGAGAUGGAGAAGAUUUAAAUAGAUCUACCUUUUGUUGUGCUCUUAGCACAUGUGCUGAUAUAGCUGCUUUGGAGUUAGGGAAACAAGUUCAUGGACAGGUGGUGAAAACAGGAUAUGAGAACGGGUGUGUAGUGGGGAAUGCACUUGUUGGAAUGUAUUGUAAAUGUGGCUGCAUAGAUGAAGCUUACGAUUUGUUUCAAGGAAUACAACAUAAAGAUAUCGUCCCUUGGAACACAAUGUUAGCUGGUUAUGCUAGGCAUGGAUUUGGCAGGAUGGCUUUAAAAGUAUUUGAGUCAAUGAUCACAGCAGGGGUUAAACCUGAUGAGAUUACCGUGGUUGGUGUUCUAUCAGCUUGCAGUCAUAUGGGCUUGACAGACAGGGGUACUGAAUAUUUUCAUUCAAUGGAUAAGAAUUAUGGUGUAAAACCAAAUUCAAAACAUUAUACUUGCAUGAUCGAUCUUCUUGGUAGAGCAGGUCAUCUGGAAGAAGCGCAGAACUUAAUCCGAAACAUGCCUUUUGAGCCAGAUGUUGCAACAUGGGGAGCUCUAUUGGGUGCAAGCCGAAUUCAUGGCAAUAUGGAGCUGGGUGAGAAGGCUGCUGAGAUGGUUUUCAAGAUGGAACCUCAUAACUCGGGAAUGCAUGUUCUUCUUUCAAAUUUAUAUGCAGCUUCUGGGAGAUGGGUCGAUGUUAGUAAAAUGAAAUUGAAAAUGAGGGAAGUUGGUGUUCAGAAAAAAACACCAGGGUAUAGUUGGGUUGAGGUACAUAACAAGAUUCAUACAUUCACAGUUGGGGAUUGUUUUCACCCAGAGAAUGGUAGAAUAUAUGCCUUCGUAAAAGAGUUAGAUUUAAAAAUGAAACAAGACGGGUAUGUUCCUUCAACAAAAUUGGUCUUGCAUGAUGUGGAAGAGGAGGAGAAGAAGCAUAUGCUAAAGUAUCACAGUGAGAAAUUAGCUGUAGCAUUUGGAAUUUUAGCUAUACCGGCUGCUAGACCAAUACGUGUCAUGAAAAACUUGCGAGCGUGUGAAGACUGUCAUUAUGCCAUCAAACACAUAUCCAAGUAUGUCUAUGUUGUGAGACACCUGCAUAUUUGUAACGCACGUUAUAUUUCUACUAAUAGUUGUAGUUAUAGGAGUAAAAGACGAAGCAGAUGCAGCACAUCUUCAUCCACCAUCACCAACUCUGUCAAAGACCCCGACAUUGUCACAUGGAACAAGGCCAUUUCUUCCCACAUGCGCAAUGGCCACUGCGACUCUGCUCUCCGUGUUUUCAACUCCAUGCCUCGCCGCAGCUCUGUCUCCUACAAUGCCAUGAUAUCUGGGUACCUGAGGAACGCAAAGUUCUCCCUCGCAAGGGAUCUGUUUGAUAAAAUGCCCGAGAGGGACUUGUUUUCCUGGAAUGUUAUGCUCACUGGAUAUGUCAGGAACCACAGGCUCGGUGAGGCCCGCAAGUUGUUUGACCUGAUGCCUGAAAAGGAUGUUGUUUCCUGGAAUGCCAUGUUGUCUGGGUAUGCCCAGAAUGGGUUUGUUGAUGAGGCAAGAGAGGUUUUUAAUAGGAUGCCUCAUAGGAAUUCCAUCUCCUGGAAUGGGCUGCUUGCAGCUUAUGUUCAUAAUGGGAGACUUGAGGAGGCACGUCAAUUGUUUGAGUCCCAAUCGGACUGGGAAUUGAUUUCUUGGAAUUGUUUGAUGGGUGGGUAUGUGAAGAGAAACAUGUUGGGUGAUGCUAGGCUGAUUUUUGACCAAAUGCCUGUUAGGGAUGUCAUCUCCUGGAACACUAUGAUUUCUGGUUAUGCCCAGGUUGGAGAUUUGUCUCAGGCUAAGAGGUUGUUCAAUGAAUCUCCAAUUCGGGACGUGUUCACAUGGACAGCGAUGGUGUCUGGAUAUGUGCAGAACAGAAUGGUGGAGGAAGCAGGAAAAUAUUUUGAUGAGAUGCCUGUAAAAAAUGAAAUUUCAUACAAUGCAAUGCUUGCAGGCUAUGUGCAAGACAAGAAAAUGGACAUUGCAAGGGAGUUGUUUGAGGCAAUGCCUUGUCGGAAUAUAAGUUCAUGGAAUACCAUGAUUACUGGCUAUUGUCAGAAUGGUGGUAUAGCACAAGCUAGAAAAUUGUUUGAUGUGAUGCCUCAGCGCGAUUGUGUUUCUUGGGCAGCUAUCAUUGCUGGCUAUGCUCAGAAUGAACACUUUGAGGAGGCUCUUAACAUGUUUGUGGAGAUGAAACGAGAUGGGGAAAAUUCAAAUAGAUCUACUUUUAGUUGUGCUUUGAGCACAUGUGCCGAUAUUGCUGCCUUGGAGUUGGGGAAACAAGUUCAUGGACAAGUGGUGAAAGCAGGAUUUGAGACUGGGUGUUUUGUGGGAAAUGCACUUCUUGGGAUGUAUUUUAAAUGUGGCAGCACAGAUGAAGCUAAUAAUGUGUUUGAAGGAAUAGAGGAGAAAGAUGUCGUCUCUUGGAACACAAUGAUAGCUGGUUAUGCUAGGCAUGGAUUUGGAAGACAGGCUUUAAUUUUAUUCGAAUCAAUGAAGAAAGCAGGUGUUAAACCUGAUGAGAUUACAAUGGUUGGUGUUUUAUCUGCAUGUAGUCAUUCUGGCUUGAUAGACAGGGGAACUGAAUACUUUUAUUCGAUGAAUAGGGAUUACAAUGUAACACCAAGUUCAAAACAUUAUACUUGCAUGAUUGAUCUUCUUGGAAGAGCUGGCCGCCUGAAAGAAGCAGAGAACUUAAUGAGAAAAAUGCCUUUUGAGCCUGGAGCUGCAUCAUGGGGAGCUCUAUUAGGGGCAAGUCGGAUUCAUGGCAAUACUGAACUGGGUGAGAAAGCUGCUGAGAUGGUUUUUAAGAUGGAACCUUGUAACUCAGGGAUGUAUGUCCUUCUUUCAAAUCUAUAUGCGGCUUCUGGUAGGUGGGUUGAUGUUGGGAAGAUGAGAUCAAGAAUGAAGGAAGUUGGCGUGCAGAAGGUAACUGGAUAUAGUUGGGUUGAGGUACAAAACAAGAUUCAUACGUUCACGGUUGGGGAUUGUUUCCACCCAGAAAAGGAUAGAAUAUAUGCCUUCUUAGAAGAGCUAGAUUUGAAAAUUAGGCGUGACGGGUAUGUUUCUUCAACAAAAUUGGUUUUGCAUGAUGUGGAAGAGGAAGAAAAGGAGCACAUGCUCAAGUAUCACAGUGAGAAAUUGGCUGUGGCAUUUGGAAUUCUGACUAUCCCUGCCGGCAGACCAAUACGUGUCAUGAAAAACUUGCGUGUUUGUCAAGACUGUCAUAAUGCCAUCAAACACAUAUCCAAGAUUGUUGGAAGGUUGAUAAUCUUAAGGGAUUCUCACCGCUUUCACCACUUCAAUGAGGGUAUCUGUUCCUGUGGGGAUUAUUGGUAA